GACUUUCAGAGCGAGCUGGGUGCGUCUUGACAAGUUGGCGGGAGCAGUGGCGAUGGAGGCGGAGGAAGAGAGACAGAAGCAGAUUGCUGCAUGGUUGAAAAAAGUAUUUGGAGAGCAUCCCAUUCCACAAUAUGAGGUGAAUCCACGGACCACAGAGAUUUUACAUCAUCUCUCAGAACGCAACAGGGUACGGGACAAUGAUGUCCACUUGGUAAUAGAGGACUUGAAACAGAAGGCUAGUGAAUAUGAAUCAGAAGCUAAGCAUCUUCAAGACCUUCUCAUGGAAAGUGUAGAUUUUUCCCCUGCCAAUCUUUCUAGCACUGGUUCCAGGUAUCUGAAUGCUUUGGUUGACAGUGCAGUGACCCUUGAAACAAAGGAUACCUCCCUAGCAAGUUUUCUCCCUGCAGUGAAUGAUUUAACUUCUGAUCUUUUUCGUACCGAAUCCAAAAAUGAAGAAAUCAAGCUUGAAUUGACAAAACUUGAAAAAAAUCUAACUGCAACUUUGGUGUUAGAAAAAUGUCUCCAGGAGGAUCUCAAGAAGGCAGAGAUGCAUCUGUCUACGGAACGGGCUAAAGUUGACAAUCGUCUUCAGAACAUGGACUUUCUAAAAACAAAAUCAGAGGAGUUCAGAUUUGGAAUCAGAGCUUCAGAGGAACAGCUUUCAGCCAGAGGCAUGGAUGCUUCUCUGUCUCAUCAGUCACUGGUAGCACUUUCCGAGAAACUGGCAGAAUUAAAAAGACAGACCAUACCUUUGAAGAAAAAAUUAGAGUCCUAUUUAGAUUUAAUGCCGAAUCCUUCUCUUGCUCAAGUGAAAAUUGAAGAAGCAAAGCGAGAAUUAGAUACCAUUGAAGCUGAACUCACAAAGAAAGUAGACAUGAUGGAAUUGUGACCGGAGCCAAAUAAAUGUCAUUUUAUCUAACUAAGUCAAUUGAAUAGGACUUUAAAGAGUUGUUUCUUCUUAGCAUUCCUUACUAACUUAAUUUUUGUUCUUCAAUGAGAUAAUAAUGUCAUUGGUAGAAUAGUGGUUUCUGGUUGUGUAUUAUAUUUUUUGUCCAAAUACAUAUUUUUCAUAUUAA
Molecule: messenger RNA, 1076 nt
Organism: Talpa occidentalis (Iberian mole)
Lineage: Eukaryota; Metazoa; Chordata; Mammalia; Eulipotyphla; Talpidae
Gene: HAUS1
Product: HAUS augmin like complex subunit 1
Exons: 9
Coding region: 53-889 (278 amino acids)
Biological process (GO): centrosome cycle; spindle assembly
Cellular component (GO): HAUS complex; cytosol
Source: RefSeq, a predicted model, not a curated record